AUGGUCCAAUUAGACAAUAAUGAGUACAUAUUCGAUGAAAAUGGUGGCCGAGGAACUCCGGCUUCCACAUUUUUUAAACGUUUGGCUUCUUAUAACAAACACCACCAUAAUUCAGACUCCGAUUCCCAAAAACCCAAGCAGGGUAGCGAGGCAUCAUCAAAAGUCAUUGGCGCCGCUUAUUCUUACGCAGAUGCUUUGAAGUUCGAUCAACUAUCUUUAUCUUCCUCACAGCCAAACAGUGCCCCAGAAUCCCCAGAAAUUCACCCUGUAAGCUCUAGAAGACAGUCUAACUUUGACAUUGAUGAUGACUGGGAUGCAAAUAUUGAACACGAUUUAGUUCGUGUAAAUUCCAUUCAAAAGUCUUACGAUAAUCAAAUAAGCCCUGAAUUCAAACGCUCACCUAGAAGCCGGGCGGGUGGUUCAGGGAUAUACCAACAUCGCCAAACUAGUAGUGGGAGCUUGCCACUAUCACGCUAUCCCACAUCUUCAACCCACGACAUUCCUAAAAAUGGCAGCUCACUUAGCUUAAGCCGAAUCACAUCUUCAGGAAGUAAUAUAAGAGGUGACAGUAAUGGAAACAGCCACAGUACGACUACAACAUGUACAAACUUUUAUGGAACCCCUAGCAGUAGCAUGCGUGAAGACGGGCUAAAGGUACAAUUUGAUGGAAUCGUGAAAGACCCUACAAACUUGUUAAAUUCGAUCAGUUUAAUACCUAUCACAUCAAACUCCAGUCUUCCUGGAACAAAUCCUAGCGAACCCAACCUUCAAGUUGAUGGUCCAAAUAAUACCCAACGACUUUCUCGCAUUCAUAAAUUUAAAAAAAUCUUGCAUUCUUCAAACGUCGAUCUAAAUGAGUUAAAGACCCUUGCAUGGUCAGGAGUUCCGAAUGAGCUCAGACCCAUCACAUGGCAGUUGCUUCUUGGAUACCUCCCGACCAACGCAGAAAGACGUGUAACGACACUGGCUCGAAAAAGAAAAGAAUAUCUUGAUGGAGUAGAGCAAGCUUUUUCAUCGGGGUUGGAUCAGGUUAUGUGGCAUCAAAUUUCAAUUGAUGUUCCUCGUACUAACCCCCACAUUGAGCUUUAUGGCCAUCCCACAACUCAACGAGCUCUGGAAAGAAUUUUAUAUCUCUGGGCUAUUCGACACCCUGCAUCUGGAUACGUUCAAGGUAUUAACGACUUGGUGACUCCAUUUUUUGAAACAUUUCUUUCUGCUUAUAUUGAGGUUGAUCCUGAAAAAUACGACCCAGGAAAGCUCCCAAAAUACGUUUUAGAUGCAGUUGAAGCUGAUACUUUUUGGUGUCUAACCAAGCUACUUGAUGGAAUUCAAGAUAAUUAUAUUCAUGCCCAACCUGGAAUCCAGCGACAAGUUGCUGAGUUAAAAGAGCUUACUCAAAGAAUUGACGCCAAUUUAGCUAAACAUUUAAGUAACGAAGGUGUUGAGUUUAUGCAGUUUUCCUUUCGUUGGAUGAAUUGUUUGCUUAUGCGUGAAGUAAGUGUGAAAAACACAAUUAGAAUGUGGGAUACAUAUAUUGCUGAAGGUGCAUAUGGAUUUUCUGAGUUUCAUGUUUAUGUGUGCGCGGCAUUUCUCGUCAAAUGGUCUGCCCAAAUUCAGCAAAUGGACUUUCAAGAGGUUAUGAUGUUUUUACAGGCGUUACCAACCAAAGACUGGGGCGAAAAGGAAAUUGAGCUCUUGCUUAGCGAAGCUUACAUGUGGCAGUCUCUUUUCAAAAAUGCUUCUGCACAUUUACGAUAA
This is a messenger RNA of Magnusiomyces paraingens, 1758 nucleotides long. RefSeq lists its product as uncharacterized. Gene Ontology annotation, cellular component: Golgi apparatus. The record is from RefSeq and is a predicted model, not a curated record. Bases 1 to 1758 code for a protein of 585 amino acids. The transcript is spliced from 4 exons. Gene Ontology annotation, molecular function: GTPase activator activity. Gene Ontology annotation, biological process: activation of GTPase activity. NCBI's taxonomy places the organism in Eukaryota, Fungi, Ascomycota, Dipodascomycetes, Dipodascales, Dipodascaceae.